AUACAAUGUCUCUCUGCCCGGUAGUUCUUUCACAAAGCUCCAGAAGGCAGUGAAAAUAACGUCAGAAUAAACAAAUCCUGAAAUCGCCCUGUAUAAAUCACUUGCCAGCUGAAGGAGAGUCCUGGGUUUACAAUUUCACUUGUGUCCUAAUGAUGGAAAAUCUCAAGGGAGCAUAAACGGCUCAGGAGUCAGUGGAUGCCGGGGGCAAAAAGCAGAAGAUUAGCAGAAGACCCCAGCAUCCAAUUUUUCAUUGAUUUGUUCACUUUGGCUGCAGCAACACCAAAUAGAUAACAAGAGGAAAAAAAACAGACCAGUAAAUUUCAGGGAUUGUGUGACUUUUAUUUUCCCCAUCUUCGGUGAUCAAUAUUCAUACUGAAACCUACAAGAUUUAAGAGAUUGAGACAGACAUAGAUGGUCUGCCUUGACUCACCUGCAGCCGAACAUCCUAGACAAGCUACCAAUCCAUUGACUCCUCCCUUUAUUUUAAGAUGGACGGGGAGUCACCAGAGGGUCUGCUUUUCAAAGAUGAGAACUUCUCCUCUGAUCUCUUGAGGCAGCUAAAUGUCUUAAGACAGAAAAGGAUCCUGAUCGAUGUGACUAUAUGCAUUGGGAGCUGUGAAGUCCCCUGCCACAGAAAUGUCUUGGCCUCCAGCAGCCCUUACUUCCAGGCAAUGUUCUGCAGCAGCUUCAGAGAGAGCACUCAGGCCAAAGUUGACCUGAAAGGCAUUGAUGCCAAUACUUUACAGGAGAUCAUUCUGUAUGUGUACACUGGGGAAGUUCACAUCACUGCGGAGAAUGUCCUGCACUUGAUGGAAGCUGCAUCCAUGUUGCAGUAUCUCAGGCUUUUUGAAGGCUGUUCAUUGUACCUUCAGAAGCAGUUGACCCCAAGCAACUGCCUUAGCAUGAUCAGACUCUCUGACGCUUUGAGCUGUGAAAGCCUCAAACAGAAAGCCAGAUCAAUGGCCCUAAGAUGUUUCCCAGAAGUAGCUUUAUCAGAAGACUUAAAGGAGCUAUGUCCCUUGGAACUGAGUGACUACCUGGGAGACGAUGAGCUCUGCGGUGAGGAAGAAGAAGUGUUUGAAACGUUAAUGGUCUGGAUCAGGCAUGACCUCCAGGCCCGGAAAGAAUAUAUCCAAGAACUUUUGAAGAAAGUCAGGCUCCAGUAUGUCCACCCGACCUUCUUCUUCCAUUUCAUUGUCAACGACUCCCUCCUUCAGUCUUCACCAGCAUGCCAAGCCAUCCUAGAGGUGGUGAGGAGACAAGUGUUUUCUUUACAUGGCACUGGCAGCCCAGACCUCAAGCCACUGUGGCAUGUCCCUCGGAGAGAUUCUCACCGUGAUUUCCUCCUCCUCUUGGGAGGUAGAAAGGACAAUCAGCAAACCACCAGGGAAGUUCUGUUAUACCAUGAGAAGACAGGCCAGUGGCGGGGCCUCGCCAAGCUCCCAGCUCGUCUUUACAAAGCAUCGGCUGUCACCUUGCACAGCAGUGCCUAUGUGCUGGGGGGCAUGUCUGUUGGGGUAGGGAAGCAACGAGUGAGUCACGAUGUUUAUAUCUUCUCCCUGAAACUCAAUCAGUGGAGGCUGGGGGAACCCAUGUUGGUGGCUCGAUACUCCCACAGAAGUACAGCCUACAAGAACUACAUCUUCUCCAUUGGAGGAAUUGGAGAAAACCAGGAGAUAAUGAGUUCCAUGGAGAGGUAUGACAGUAUCUGGGAUGUCUGGGAGAUCAUGGCCAGCAUGCCUGUAGCUGUCCUUCACCCUGCAGUAGCUGUGAAAGACCAAAGACUCUAUCUUUUUGGAGGAGAAGACAUUAUGCAAAAUCCUGUACGACUCAUACAGGUUUACCAUAUUUCCAGAAACACAUGGUUCAGAAUGGAGACCCGAAUGAUCAAGAAUGUCUGUGCUCCAGCAGUGGUGCUCAGGGGCCAAAUUAUCAUUGUGGGAGGUUAUACAAGGAGGCUCCUUGCUUAUGACCCUCAAACCAACAAAUUUGUGAAGUGUGCUGACAUGAAAGACAGGAGGAUGCACCAUGGGGCCACGGUGAUUGGGGACAAGCUCUAUGUGACUGGAGGCCGGAGGCUCACCAUGGACAGCAACAUUGAAGACUCAGACUCAUUUGAUUGCUAUGACCCAGAGACAGAUACUUGGACAUCCCAGGGGAGAUUACCCCACAAACUCUUUGAUCACGGAUGCCUCACUCUCCAGUGCUUACCUUAUCCUUCUGAAUUUCCCUAAAGAAAGCAACACGGCUAUGGAGGGGAAAAUAGGAUAAGGAGUUUCAGAGGUGACAAUAGGAUGCUUGUACUAAACAUAUCCAAGCUCAUAGAAUGAAAAAAGGGCUAUUUUUGUGUCCUUUUGAACCUCUCACCACAUACAUGUGGUCUGGACCUGCAAAGGUCCAGGUAUGGCAGAGAAGAUAGAGUGAUAAAUUUGGAGGCUGGCAGACCUGGGUUCAAAUCCCACCUCUGACACACACUAGCUACAUGGCCAUGGACAAAUCUCUUCCUUUCUCAGUACCGCAGGCAACUUUCUAUAACUAAAGUUCCAGCUGAGUUGCUGAUCUGUGACAGCAGGGAUAAAGAGGCUAUCAAGAGCUUCCUAUAUUGAUUAAAUCACUCUAUGUACAUAAUAUAUCAGAACUCCAGAGGGCAUGUAGAGGCCUUGGGGUACAGUGAAAAGAAGGCUGGACUUAAGAGUUGGAGGAACCUGGGUUUAAAUCCGAAUCUCUGAAACUAACUGUUCGAUUUGAGGCCAGUCCCUUAAGUAUGGUCUUCUGUAAAAUGAUGCCUAUUGCAUCCCCCUCACUGAGCACUUGGGUGGAUAAAAUGAGAUAAUGUAUGCAAUGUGUUGUGCAAGCUUUCAAACAUUAUGUAAAAGUUAGCUAUUGUUAUUAGAUUAGAGGAUCUCUAAGGUCCCCUCCAGCUUGAAAUCCUAUGAACCCAGGAAUAACAUUUGCUGGUACCAACUGAUGUUUUCCUCUAGCCUAGCGUGAACUGUAACCCUGUGAUUAGAAUCAGUAUUUUAUUUUGGAAUCAUGCUAGGAGAGUUGUUGUUUGCGGGGAACAGAGAGCCAAUAAGUCCUUUAGGAGGUUAACUAACACAGCUAUCUUCCUUAUGCUCAGAAUACUGGCUAUUUCUAGAGUUCCUUUCAUCUUCAUGAGCUUUACAAAUUGGCAACACGACUCAGGGUGUGAGUGGGAAAAUAAGCCCAACGUCUGGAAAUUGUACCUCUCUGACACUCUCUUACUUUGCCUGCUCCAGCCUCACUUCUCUGUAUGAUGCUAAAAUGUCCUGCCAACUCACGGGAGCAGGAGGAAGGUUUGGGAGGAGGGAUGCCUGGCUGCCCGCUGUUUUGACUACAUAACCAUUUGAUUAGAUUUUUCACCAUUGUGGUGUUUUUCUCAGACCCCACCUUUGGCUUGAGUUUUCUUGUGGUAAGGUAUAGGGAAGCCACCCGGGACAGGGAAAACAGAAUGUUGAAUAGAGAGUUAAAGGACCAGAUUGAGAGCUAGAAGGGACCUUAGAAACCAUCAGUUCUAACUCCCUCAUUUGACAAAUAAGGACUCUGAGGCCCAGGAAAGUUAGAUGUCCAGGCUUAUGCAGACAGUGGGUAUCUGAGGCAGGAUUUGAAUCUGGGUCUUCCUGAUUCCAAGUCCAGUCAUAAGAACUAGGUUUCCAUCCAGGCUCUUUUAUCUACUACCUUAUGUACCUUACCUCUCUAGGCUUCAGUUUCCCCAUUUACAAAGUGAGAGGGUUGAUCUAGAUGAUAUCUUAGGCACUUUGCAACCCUGAAUAUACAUCAAAUAAAUGCCUCAGCCUUAAUUCCCCCACUUAUAAAAUUGGAGGUCCGGACUAGAUAACCUCUCCAUCCCUUCUAGUUUGAACUUUGUGAUCCAAAGACAAAUAAGAAUUGAUAUGUGCUCCUACUAAUAAUGACCACAAAGCUCAUUUCUGGAGCACGUUGCCAAGCACUUUUCUUAUAGCAAUCCUGUAAGGAAAGGAGUGACAGUUUUAUUAUCCCCAAUUUUACAAAUGAACAAACUGAGUCUCUGAGAAAUUGCCGAUGGUCACAAAGCUAAUCAUGGGGAGGUCAACUGAUAGGGAAAAUGCUGAUUUGGAAUCACUCGACUUGCUUUCAAAUCCUGGUGCCUAAAACAGGAUUUGAAUGUAGGCCUCCUGCCCCCACAUCCCGUGUGCUUUCUACCAUACCACAGUUUCUCUGAUAUUAUGCAGGCUGUAGUGUGGUAGAAAGAGGUGUGGAUUUGGAGUCAGAAGCCCAAGUCCUUCCUCCACAUAAUAGCUCUGUGACAGGGCAAGUCCCCACUUCUCCAAGCUUUGGUUUCUGUAUCGGUAAAAUGGAAAUUUUAAUUUUUAAUUUUUAAAUGGCACAGUGGAUGGAGUUCCAGGCCUGGAAUUAAGAAGACUCGUCUUCCUGAGUUCAAGCCCAACCUCAGAUAUUUACUAGCUGUGUAACUCUGGGCAACUCACUUACACCUGUUUGCCUCAGUUUCCUCAUCUGUAAAUUGAAGGAAGUGGCAAACCACUCCAGUUUCUUUGCCAAGAAAACCCCAAGUAGGGUCACAAAGAAUCAGACACAAAUGAAACAACUGAACGACAACAAAUUGGAAGUGAUAAUAUUACCCAUCCUACCUAGCUUGCAAAGCUCAAAAGUGCCAUAGAAAUGUGAGUUAUUAUUGUUUUUGUCCUUCUACUUGGGAAUAGGCAAACCACUGCUCCACUUUGACAAAGAGUAAGCAGAGGAUUGCUAACCAUUUUUUUCCUGUAGAAGAUGCAAUGAGAGAAGAAUCUUAGCCAGCAUCCUAUUAUAAAGACCCAAUAAGAUUUGACUCAUCUUGCAGGAAAGAUAAAGUUGAGAGUGUUUACUGAAUACUCAUGACCCAGAACUGAGUCACCCCAUACUCAGUCAUGCUACUCCAGGGGCUAGAGGCUAUGCCAAUAUAUCAGAGAUGGUUUGGGGUUUAGGCCAGGGGUGGCCUAAGGAAUUUAGGCUAAGGAGUUUGGGGGAAGAGAAGUUUCAGAGAAGCAAAGUAGAGGAAGCCACCUCCCUCUCCCAGGAGUCUCAGGAUGCACAAUCAAAUAUCUAAGUUUCAGACUUGCCUUUUAGCUCUAUUACUCCAGCCUUCUUUUAAACCAGAAAUGAGCUACUGCAUAUGAGCUUCAAGUGUCCUCAAGCCUCUGAGUUUGGGGUUAUUUUCUCUUCCAUUCCCCUCCCCUAUUAUAUCCAAUCCUCAGCCAGGUCUGGCAAGUCUGAGUAUACUAUAUAAGACGAGGACUAGAAACAGGGAGAUGUACAUGAGUUCAGAUCGAAGGCACUGGGGGUGGGAGUGGAGAGAGCUAGGGUCGGGGGAAGGAAAGGGGAAGAAAGGGGGAGGGAGGACAAUAUUGGAGGAGGGAAGGUCUCUCUGUGGGAAGAUAAUGAUAGUUUGAAGUGAGAACUUAAAUUCUUUGUUAUGGGACGUCUCUCUUGGUGAAAAAAGGGGGAAAGAUACAAGGGAAAAUUUAGACAAUAUAAAGAUAUCAAUAAAACAAAUUUUAAAAAAGA
Molecule: messenger RNA, 5562 nt
Organism: Trichosurus vulpecula (common brushtail)
Lineage: Eukaryota; Metazoa; Chordata; Mammalia; Diprotodontia; Phalangeridae
Gene: KLHL38
Product: kelch like family member 38
Exons: 4
Coding region: 489-2234 (581 amino acids)
Molecular function (GO): protein binding
Source: RefSeq, a predicted model, not a curated record